AUGCCUUUCAAUACCGCCAUUCAUUUCCAUGGGAUUGAACAGCGGAAUACUCCAUGGUCUGACGGUGUACCAGGUCUUACCCAAAGCAUAUCCAACCAGGACAUAGCUGGACACAUCGUUGGACCGCCACCUAGUACGGUACUUGCUGGUAUCAUGCCAUGCUACAAAGCCGCAGGUCACCGUCCAAACCAAGAAUGGGGCCUAGGCCGAACUGCUGCUCCAGUUGGGAGAAAUGCCACACAGCCCUGCCAUCCAAGCUCCGCAUGUCAUGCCAAGCAUUCCAACAAGGGUUUCAUUUUUGGUGUUGGUCCUGGUAUCUUCAAUUGGUCCAGUACAGAAGAAGCCUACGCUGAGCACCCUGAGUUCUCCCUGGAGAGCCCCCUAAUGAGAGAUAGAGAUACUUUCUUUACUAAUGGCCCCAAUGGAUCGGGACCAACAUGGAUGAUUGUGCGAUACCGGGUUGUCAACCCUGGCCCCUUCCUCUUCCACUACCAUAUCCAUACCAAUAUGGCCAAUGGAGUGGCUGUUGCUCUACUUGAUGGUAUAGAUGCCUGUCCUCAGGCCCCUGAGAGUGAGCACCGGAGCCCCCGACCUUGGUCUCAUAGCUAG
This is a messenger RNA of Penicillium mononematosum, 609 nucleotides long. RefSeq names its product Multicopper oxidase type 2. Gene Ontology annotation, molecular function: oxidoreductase activity; copper ion binding. Bases 1 to 609 code for a protein of 202 amino acids. NCBI's taxonomy places the organism in Eukaryota, Fungi, Ascomycota, Eurotiomycetes, Eurotiales, Aspergillaceae. The transcript has a single exon. The record is from RefSeq and is a predicted model, not a curated record.